AUGGUCAUGACUGAGACGAAUAAGGCUCUUGACAUGCUCUGGCCGUUCAUAGGGAUCCAGCUUUCGACUGCUCCUGUAGGCCCUAUGGGUUGUCUCAUUAUUGAGCGAGCCAAAGGCUACCCCCUCAUUGUUGGGUCAAAGAGGCCCUCCCUCCCCAUGGCCGCUGCCACAACCAUGUCUCUGCAGACCAUCAUCUUCAACGAGCCUAGCCCCUCUUCAGGGUUCCUUCUCGUAACGCAAAUUUUGCGCAUCUAUGGUUUGAUGCCGCCUGAGCCUGACGGGCAGUGGCGCUGGGGGAUGUCUGGAAGCAUCUCUAUGGUGCCGCUCCAAACAAACUCUUACGACAGCGGCAUGUUUGUUGUUACAAACGCCCUUUCGUUGUCACUCGGCUUAGACCCGAGUGACUAUACGGAACUCGAAAUGAGCCACCAAAGAAGCACCUUUGCGAUCCGAUCAGAGUUGGCAUAUGGUGGAGGGGAAGUUGUGCGGUCCAUCCCACGCUGGGUGGGCUGCUUCACCAGAUCACUUCUCGACAUCCUCGGACGCCAGGAGGUGAUCCGACAUGGCAUCUCUGUGCCAGAUCUCCACAGAGAGCUAAUCCAGAAGCUGCCGAUGUCCUUUCGGACAUCUUCCAACAGGAAGCCCGGAAGGAACUUGAACAGCCCGCACAGCCAAAACAUCACCACUCGAUGCGAGUUGAAGGAAAUAGGCGGCCUAGAGCACCUGCGCAACAUUCACACUCGAUACUUCACCGCUGAAACUCUUCAGCCCGGCGACCACCUUGGACUGGAGCCUGGCGACGACAAGUUUCAGUUGGCAACGGUCGUUGUCCGCCGCAGAGAUGGCGUCUUCAUCCACCCUUACCACGUGCAGUGGAUGAUUGAGUUUCUGGACAAGAUAAAUCAGUUCACUGAUGGAAAAUGGUACACCGUAGAGUGGUUGAGUAGUAUGACACAGUUGGAAGGGCUUUUCAAGUUCAUUUGUUCGCAUUCUUCUUUCAUAGACGUAGACCACCUUUAA
Molecule: messenger RNA, 1020 nt
Organism: Pestalotiopsis fici W106-1
Lineage: Eukaryota; Fungi; Ascomycota; Sordariomycetes; Amphisphaeriales; Sporocadaceae
Exons: 3
Coding region: 1-1020 (339 amino acids)
Source: RefSeq, a predicted model, not a curated record